AUGGUCUUUGUAUUCACAGUGUUGGCGUCCGGCACAUUCACCGUCAAGUGGCUCGACGUAGAUACCCUUGUGAGGUACAAAAUCUACAACAACUACGAAGUGCAUGCGGAUUUCACCUCCAAUGCUCGGUCCUACACGUUCAAGCUGCUCGCGUGGAAAAAAACAAAAGAGGGAACCAAAGAUCCUUAUAGGUCGUUCAACAGAUUCGCUCAGUUUGCGUUGGACGCUUUCGCAGACACCACAUUCGCGUUCGGCAAGUACCAGGCAAACGAGAGCGGUGCACCAAAAUACGAGUGGGGAACCAAAGAAGUCAUUACACUCCUGAAAUACUCCACCCGCGAGGUCUUUAUUUGUGCAGAAACGAUCGCCCGAACGUACCAGCGUAGCGUGCUCGACUACGCGAUCUACAGUAGGCUGCCAGAUAUCAGCCUACUGUACCAUCGCGACUACUCUGAGUACAGAGCUCCGGUCAAUUAUGCUCAGUACAUUCAUCUCGUCGCAUGCCACGCCCUGGUCCACGGCAACUAUCUUGGUCCCGCUGUGCAUCCUUCUGUGGUCGAGUACGCAAUCAAUGAACCCAGCUAUCGCGGGGAUGCAAGUCUGAUGAAGAUUACGGAUGAUCAAAGCGAGCAACUGGGCAAGGCUGCCGAGAAUGGGGAGGAGGGGACAGCACAGAGUGGGGGGCUGGAGUUGGAGCUCGAGGCCGUGGUCAUCGUACUAAACUUCCUGAUCAACAUCCGCGGCUCGUACAAAGCCGCCGAGACAUUCCACGACAAAGCGUGAUGGGGCUCUCUCGCGCGCCGAUGGGAUUUUACGACGGCCAACCAAUCCGGAGGAUUAUUAAGCGCAUGACGGCCGACGUGCAGUCGUUGGAUUUGGAAUGGGGUGAUGAUACACAAUUUCGUGGCCAACGCCGUUAUGCUUAACCCUAAGACCAGGAAUGAACAUCGCUACCCGUCCUAUAGCUCGGGAAGGUCCAGGUCGUGUUCGCAACCAUGGUCAAGGCGUUGUAAGCGUACUCCCCAGCCGGUAUGGUGGAACUCGUGGGUACUGCAGGGGUACUUGCAUUCAAUGCGGGAAAAUGGGUCACUGGUGGUCUCCGACGUCGGCGCGAAGGCAACAUAAAGUGAUGCAAAUAAUGUUUGACCCUAAGUAUAUAUCAAUCACAUGGGGUCCUCGGGGAGCGAGGCAAAUAGAUUACUGAUUCUAUUCGCGCUAUCCUAUGCCUACUGCCUGCAGC
This is a messenger RNA of Fimicolochytrium jonesii, 1240 nucleotides long. RefSeq lists its product as uncharacterized. Lineage: Eukaryota; Fungi; Chytridiomycota; Chytridiomycetes; Spizellomycetales; Powellomycetaceae. The record is from RefSeq and is a predicted model, not a curated record. The transcript is spliced from 3 exons. The coding region runs from base 1 to 783 and encodes 260 amino acids.